AUCGUUGAUUCCAACUAAAAUCUGUGUGAUAUAGUAUGAUCCAUUUAGGUAUGUACUCAUGAAUAUUCAUAUGAGCAGGAUAGUCAGAUUGCUCACACAUAGCGCGAUCUCAAUUAGGAAUGACAACGAGACAUGUUUAGGACGGGUAUCUCGGUACCUAUACUAUCCCCACAACAGGUCGGGUACAUGUAAGAUAAUUUAUCAUAAGGAAUGAGUCGGGACAGGUCGACCCAUAUGUGUAUUUAGUUUAAAAGGAAACCAUAAGAAUUAUUCAUUUGCCAUUGAAAAACAAAGAAACAAACUAUAAUACGAUAAUCGGUAGUUAAAUUAAUUGAGAAAUUGAGGUUCUCACCUAUUUACAAUUUCAGUAGAGUUAAAAUACGAGGUAAUAAAAGCAAAAUUCUAAGUAGUUUGAGUAAAAUUACAUGUAAUUUAGGCAGAAAAACAGAUGGAGAAUGAGAGUAUGAGACGAGUCAAGACAAGUCAGAGCGAAAAGAAUAACCAUGCCAAACUUGCCUAUGAAAUGAGUAUUUCUCGCCCAAAAUAAAUCAAAUGAAACGGGUUAGGUCGAAAUUGUAAUUCCUCGAAUUGAACGAACUGGAAACGUUUCGGUGGUGGGCUGAAAGAGUGAAAGGAUUUUGUUUUUCAUUGAUGGGCUUUUAUUACGGCGAUGGUUCAGCCCAGCCCAGCCCAUCAGAAUGUUCAAACCCACAAAACAAAGUACAGCAUCGUCUUUCUACGUAUUAUUAUUAGCUAUUAGAAAUACAUACGAGACAGCUCAGGCCCGCAUGCCAAAUUGUUUAUUCCCUCCUUCCUCCUCCCCUGUUUUGGAGCAAAGCAUGGGGAGGAGCAAAGACAAAUCUCGAGCUCAUUCAGUCUCCUCCUAUUCACUACUCCACGCUUCAGCCUUGGGGAAUGGAGAUCACACAGUUCACUUUAAUCCUUCCCCUUACUUUCUUUCUCUCAUUAUUGUUACCACUCCUCUCUUAGACUCUUACCACUACUAAUCUCCCACUAAUUAAUUCUCAUUUGCUUCUUCUUCCCUUCUUUCCUCCUCUGUAGUUCAGCCCUCUCUACUGCUAAUUCAUCUCUCUCCUCCUUCCUUCCUUCCUCUUCCUUUCUUUCUUCUUCUCUCCUGAGCCACAGCCACCCUAAAUUUACUAGCGGGUAACCAAGAGCUCUAAGCAGUAAGCAGAGCCCCAUUUAUUGCAUUUUCCCCUUUUCUUGACUACCUCUCUGUUUCAGAGAAAACUGCCCCCAAUCUCAGCUUUCUUCCUUUUAUAGACAAUCAAUCAAUCUGGUUUUGCCUAUUCAACUCAACCAUACCCAUUUACCCACAACAUGCGUUUGUCCCUCUGCAUGUGUUCCUCUGUACUUUGAGCAAGAGAGAAAGAGAGAAAGAUUCAAGAAAGGAGAAAGGGGGGAGCUUGUUUCUGGGUAUUGGUUCUUUCUUGCUUUCUGGGUGUGGUUCUGUAAGAAAAGAUGGGGGCGAGUGCGCAGCUGCAGCAGCAACUCAGCCACAUCCACAACCAGCACCUGCUGAAGGUGUACGAGAAGCAAAUAGGGCCCAAGAGAGCAUUUUUCUCUGUUCAGGCGUACAGGCAUUGGCUCUCCAAGGCAUUCGUGGCGUGGGUCUUGGGGACUUGCUGCAUCGCUCUCUGGAUUUACAAUUACAUGGACGAGGACAGCAAAUUGAGGAGGAAAGAGUUGCUGGAGAGCAUGUGCGACCAAAGGGCUAGAAUGUUGCAGGAUCAGUUCAUCGUCAGUGUGAAUCAUGUCCAUGCCCUUGCCAUCCUUGUUUCCUCUUUCCAUUACUUCAAGAACCCUUCUGCCAUUGACCAGGCAACGUUUGCUGAGUACACUGCCAGAACAGCAUUUGAACGGCCAUUGCUGAGUGGGGUCGCUUAUGCAGAAAGGGUGCCCAAUUCUGAGAGGGAAGAAUUUGAGAGGAAGCAUGGUUGGACCAUCAAGACAAUGCAAAGGGAGGCUUCCCCCAUUCGUGAUGAGUAUGCACCAGUCAUAUUGUCUCAAGAAACUGUCUCUUACAUUCAGUCCAUCGAUAUGAUGUCCGGGGAGGAGGACAGAGAUAACAUACUACGAGCUCGGUCCACAGGGACAGCCGUGAUUACAGGUCCUUUCAGGUUGCUUGGAUCCCAUCAUCUCGGUGUAGUGUUGACAUUCCCGGUUUACAAGUCCAAGCUCCCCCCAUCUUCCACAGAACAGCAGCGUAUCGAAGCAACUGCAGGAUAUCUUGGUGGUGCAUUUGAUGUGGAGUCCCUAGUGGAGAACUUGCUUGGACAACUAGCUGGGAAUCAAGCGAUUCUGGUGAAUGUUUAUGAUGUGACCAACUCAUCCGAUCCGUUGAUCAUGUAUGGUCAUGAGGAUCAGGCAGGUGACAUGUCACUUGUUCUUGAGAGUAAACUUGAUUUUCGGGAUCCAUUUAGAAGGCAUAAGAUGGUUUGCAGAUAUCAUGACGAUGCGCCAUGGAAUUCGUCAGCAAUCGUCACAACAAUAUUAUUCAGCAUGACGGGUAUAUUAGUUGGCUACAUCUUGUAUGGUGCAGGAAACCACAUUGUGAGAAUUGAGGAUGAAAGAAAUGAAAUGGAGGAGCUAAAAAGCCGAGCUGAAGCUGCUGAUGUUGCCAAAUCACAGUUUCUGGCUACAGUAUCACAUGAAAUCAGAACUCCAAUGAACGGCGUCCUGGGAAUGCUUGCCUUGCUGCUGGAUACUGAUCUUAGCUCGACUCAGAGAGACUAUGCUCAAACAGCACAAGCUUGUGGAAAGGCACUGAUAACCUUGAUAAACGAGGUGCUAGACCGAGCCAAAAUCGAAGCUGGAAAGUUAGACCUGGAAACUGUCCCAUUCGACCUUCGAUCUGUAGUAGAUGAUGUCCUUUCUUUAUUCUCAGAGAAGUCUAGGAACAAAGGCAUAGAGUUGGCUGUGUUUGUUUCAGAUAACGUUCCAGAGUUAGUUGUUGGCGAUCCUGGGAGAUUCAGACAGGUCAUUACAAAUCUUGUUGGGAACUCUGUGAAGUUCACUGAACGAGGACAUAUAUUCCUCAGAGUUCAUCUAGAGGAGCAUGCCAAGGCUGUCACAGACUCAAAAGCCAACAUCAGUAGUACUUUGAAUGACGAAGAAUCCGACGAAAGCAUGCUCUUGUCUGGCUCUCAACAAUCCACAACCUUAAGUGGUUCAGAGGCUGCCGACGAGUGGGACAGUUGGGACACAUUCAAGUACUUUGUCGCCGAAGAAGGGUUCACAAUGAAUGGUUCAUCAAAUGGAGGAACAUCUUAUGAAGAAGCAACUGGGAAUGUCAUUACUUUGAGAGUUUGCGUGGAAGACACCGGCAUUGGAAUCCCUUUGACGGCCCAGGACCGUGUUUUCAUGCCAUUCAUGCAGGCAGACAGUUCAACGUCGAGAACCUAUGGAGGAACGGGGAUUGGUUUAAGUAUCAGCAAGUGUUUGGUUGAACUAAUGGGUGGGCAGAUCAAGUUUGUCAGCCGCCCUCAUGUUGGGAGUACCUUCACGUUCACAGCGGUUCUAGGGAGGUGUGAGAAAAAUGCUGUCAACAAGACGGAGAAAAAACGAAAUGCCGAAGACCUGCCUUCUAGCUUUAAAGGACUGAAGGUAGUGAUAGUAGAUGCUAAACCGGUGAGGGCUGCGGUUACCCGGUACCACCUGAAGAGGCUUGGCAUUGUAGUUGAAGUUGCUAGUAGCGUCAAGGUGGCAGCUAAUACGCUUGCGCCUGGAAAGAGCAGUCAGCCAGACAUAGUUCUUGUGGAGAAAGACACAUGGUUCUCUGGGGAGGAACGCUGUUCACCAGUAUGGCCUGUAGAUCGGGAACAGAAUGGACAUAUUAGUACCCAAAAGUUGCCGAAGAUGAUCCUGAUCGCUACGAAUAUCAGCAAAUCGGAAGUGGAGAGAGCUAAAGAAGCAGGAUUUGAAGACACUGUGAUAAUGAAGCCCUUGAGAGCUAGCAUGGUGGCUGCAUGUCUUCAGCAAGUUCUUGGAACGGGAAGGAAGAAGUCACAAGGCAAAGGAUCAUCUAGUUACCUUCAGAGUCUACUGUGUGGCAAGAAGAUUCUAGUGGUUGAUGACAACAGAGUGAACCGGAGAGUUGCUGCUGGUGCAUUGAAGAAGUUUGGGGCAAAUGUAGAAUGUGCCGAUAGUGGCAAAGCUGCUCUUGAGUUGCUUCAAAUACCGCAUGGGUUCGAUGCUUGCUUCAUGGACAUUCAGAUGCCUGAAAUGGAUGGGUUUGAGGCAACACGACGGAUAAGGCAGAUGGAGAAGCAAGCGAAUGAGCAGCUGGAAGCUGAAGGUUCGAUAGCAGAAGAAGGGAAAGAUGGUUGGCAUUUACCGGUAUUAGCCAUGACGGCUGAUGUGAUACAUGCGACGUAUGACGAGUGCGUGAAAAGUGGGAUGGAUGGAUAUGUGUCGAAACCAUUCGAGGAGCAGAAUCUGUAUCAGGCAGUUGCCAAGUUCUUCCAAGACAAGCCCAUUUCUGGGUCAUAAUCAGUCAACCGAGAGCUGCAAAGAGGAGGAAGCGAUUUUAGGUUUUGAUGAUUCUUUUGACGGGUAAUGUCGAUGUAUUGCCUUGCUAACCGAUUUCAGAUUAGGCCUUGAUAUGUAGGAAUACGUUGAUCAAUGUAGUGCAGGAAAUGCUAUGUCCACACCUUCUCAUCUCAUCUCAUCUCAUUUCCUCAGCUGUCAUGUUUGUAUAGCAUCCUUGGAAUGUGAGGGGGACUUGGACGCCCCCAUCUAAAAACAAGACAAGGAAAAGUGUAAAUCUUUUUGUCUCUGUUGAUGUUCUUGUUAAUGGGUUUUUGUUUGAUACUACUUUUCAUGUGCCUUUCGUAGACAAUUUAGCAGAUUUUGAUGGCCAAAUUUGUCUGUGAGGUACUUGGUUCUGGUGUUUUCUGCUUCUGCAGAAUGCUAACCUGUGUUCUCUGCUUCUUCGUGUAAAACAGCAAAGACCCCAUAACUCAAGAGCUCAAAUGGCUACUAACCCAAACCUAAUGUGUACAAAGAUAACCCUAGUUGGGGACCUAUGGAUGUGAUAUUAUAAUCUUGACCACAUGGUUCACCAAAAUCAAAUCAAAGGUUGAUUCUUUUGAGAGAUCUCGAGAUAAGAAGAGUAUCAGUAUCAUAUAUUUGAGAGAAUAAAUGUGCAUUUUUCAACUAGAAUAAUGAUGGCUGUUGUUCAUAUUUUAUAUGCAAUUCUUUUGGUGCUAGUGGGAGAAGCAUGCAUGGGAGAGGACUGAGGAGACUUCUGUGGUCAUAUGCUGUGCAACACAAAACAUUACCAGAAGCCAGCGCAACCAUUCUUUCUUUCUUUUCUUCUUACCUCUAACAAUAGAAUAGAAAUGGAUGGUCCAAUGAUCUUCACAUGAUAUCAUGUUACUAUUUCCCCUUUUAUUCUCCUUCUCCUCCUUCUUUCUAAUUAAUUGAGCCAUGUGCAAGCUCAAUUUGAUAGAUUGUCACAGAAUAUUGAUGUUUAUAUAAGUGCAACCCUUUUUUGAGUUUUCGAUAUGUAGAACAUGUUACAAGAGUUUUUUAUUUUGGUUUAUUGUUGACUAUGACACAUAUACCUUUCUUUAGUCGAAGUUUAUAUAGGCUUUACAUCUUUGUCGAUGUUAACCAUCAUAUUGAAGUCACAAAGGUUCGAACAUAAAGCUUGUUGAUUACAUAUCUAGAGUUCCGAAACAAUUAAUCUGAACCAACUCUAGAGAGAAAUCCAAAAAUAAGUUUUUUUUUUGGAUACCGGUGAUAUAGGUUUACUUUUUUGUAAUUAAAGUACUAUUUAAGAGAUUCAAACUUGAGAUCUCCAGAUUCUAGACUAUUCGCAUUAUCACUAAAAACUAAAAAUAAGUUACAAUUAUGAUUUUACGGCUGUUAAUGUUAUUGUUGGAAAAGUUGUAGCAAACUAGCAAUGAUUGUCGUAAGCAUUAUAGUUUGUUAAUGCAGAAGGGCAAGUUGGAAGUUGGAACCGUUGAAGCUAGGUUUGUUAUGCAUAACAAUAUAAAAUUGUACAGAAUAA
Messenger RNA from Linum trigynum, 6037 nucleotides. The record is from the annotation of a GenBank genome assembly. Lineage: Eukaryota; Viridiplantae; Streptophyta; Magnoliopsida; Malpighiales; Linaceae.